GAAAACAGCGACUCACUACCCGAGUACCGAAACAAAAAUGGCCUUCGCUGUUGCUACCUCCCGCAAGGCUCUGCAGGUUGCCUGCAAGGCGACGGGCAAGAAGUCCGCUGCCAAGCCCGCUGCCCCCAAGAGCUCUGGUGUGGAGUUCUACGGCCCCAACCGCGCCAAGUGGCUGGGCCCCUACAGCGAGAAUGCCACCCCCGCCUACCUGACCGGCGAGUUCCCCGGCGACUACGGCUGGGACACCGCCGGCCUGUCGGCUGACCCCGAGACCUUCAAGCGCUACCGCGAGCUGGAGCUGAUCCACGCCCGCUGGGCCAUGCUUGGCGCCCUGGGCUGCGUGACCCCCGAGCUGCUGGCCAAGAACGGCGUGCAGUUCGGUGAGGCCGUGUGGUUCAAGGCCGGCGCCCAGAUCUUCCAGGAGGGCGGCCUGGACUACCUGGGCAACCCCUCGCUGGUGCACGCGCAGAACAUCGUCGCUACCCUGGCCUGCCAGGUCAUCCUGAUGGGCCUGGUUGAGGGCUACCGUGUGAACGGCGGCCCGGCCGGCGAGGGCCUGGACCCGCUGUACCCCGGCGAGUCGUUCGACCCCCUGGGCCUGGCUGACGACCCCGACACCUUCGCCGAGCUCAAGGUCAAGGAGAUCAAGAACGGCCGCCUGGCCAUGUUCUCCAUGUUCGGCUUCUUCGUGCAGGCCAUCGUGACCGGCAAGGGCCCCCUCGAGAACCUGGCUGACCACCUGGCCAACCCCGGCGUCAACAACGCCUUCGCCUUCGCCACCAAGUUCACCCCCUCCGCCUAAACUUGGUUCGCCAAGCCGUUGCUGUUUGCCGUUGGUGGUUGCAGUCUAGGUCUGCAUGCGGUAGCUUGCGCUUGCUGACCUUGUUGCCAUCGCCAGGAUUUUGAGCUCAAUUUUGUCUCUGGUUGGAGAGUGAGCGUUUCCGUUCGACAGUGCAUUGACUCGACAUGUGUGCGUCCGUGACAUGACCAUUUACGAAGCGGCCCUGAGGGCAUUGAGAAGACCAAUCUAUUGGAGCAUAGCUCCCAGGCUUGCCUCCGUCUGUAAAUAUGUCUGCAAGAA
This is a messenger RNA of Astrephomene gubernaculifera, 1081 nucleotides long. The record is from the annotation of a GenBank genome assembly. NCBI's taxonomy places the organism in Eukaryota, Viridiplantae, Chlorophyta, Chlorophyceae, Chlamydomonadales, Astrephomenaceae.